GCCAGAGCCAGUAAAACAGAAGAUUAUUUUCUGUCAAAUGUCAAACACUAACGCCAUGUUUGGUGUUGUUUACAUUUUACAUGAUACAUGUAAAUGGAAAUUUAAAAAUGACUUUUAGUAUCAUUAAUAUGAUAAAUAAAACCUAGGAAUAAUCGAAAAUUAAACGAAGAAUAUGUGUGACAUUAUGGAAACAAGAUGCCGCCUGUGCGCGGAAUGCUGCUCCACUCAGCUCUCAAUCAUGCAGGACACUACUUUCUGCUUGAAGAUAUUCCAGCUAUUUCAAAUCAAAAUAUCGGCAGGAGACAACUUGCCCAUGUCUGUUUGCCCUGAUUGCCAUGACAUGGUGGAGAAAACUUGGUGCUUUAAUGAUCGAGUGCAAAAAGCUCAAGAUCUACUAGCAGAACUAGUUAAUAAAUUCAAUGAAAUGUUAACUGAGGAAAGCUUAGAGGUUCCUCUCCUUAUAACUGAUAAUGGUACUGAUACUACAUCAAUGGUUGAUUUUGGCUUCAUGGACUUGAAAAAUGAAGAUAAAUGUGACUUUAUACCUGGAGCACUGAAAGAUGUGGAUGGUUUGUCUGAUUCCUCAGGAAAUGAAAAGAAACUGAAAGAGCCAGUAGCAUGUAGCAAACGUAAAGUCAGGACUUCUAGGAGUGGGACUCGUAAAAAUGCCAAGAAAAAACAGACUGAAGACAUUCAAAAUUCUCAAACAGUGCAUCAAAUAUCAAACAUGGAAUUUGAGGUGAAAUCAGAUGGAAUGAUGGUUCAAAAGUUUGAUCCUAUAUUUGGCUGGGAUACUUAUCCAUUUUCCUGCUGUGACUGUCAACUUGUUAUCAACAAUUCUGAAGAAUUGAAGGACCAUUAUGGUACUGUGCACAAUUCAUCUCCUAGAUAUGCAUGUGCUGAGUGCCCUAAAGUUUAUACAAAGUAUAGUGUCUUUUUAGCACAUGUUAGGGUGCAUAGACCAAGACUCAAACUUUGUUGUGACAUAUGUUACAAAUGGUUUCCUACAGCUUCUGAGCAAGAUCAGCACAGAUCUGAACACACUGAUGAUAAGCCUCACAGCUGCACAAGCUGUGGAAAAAAAUUUCGCAUGCAGUCUGCCUUAUUAGUUCAUGCCAGAUCUCAUCUCCCAGCAGAAAUAAAAAAUCAGUAUCAGUGUGAUCAGUGCCCCAAGAAAUUUGGUACUAAACCUAACUUGAUGGCUCAUAAGAGGAUACACACUGGAAUUAGAGAUUAUACUUGUGAUCAGUGUGGAAAAAGUUUUGUACAAAAAGGUAACUUGGACAACCACCUGUUGACGCACACGGCCGCCCGGCCGUUCGACUGCCCCGCAUGCGGCAAGGCCUUCAAGACGGCGAUGCGCCUGCGCAAGCACGCCUCCGUGCACUCGGGCCUCAAGCCGCACCGGUGCGACGUGUGCGGCCGGCAAUUCAGGGAGCGCGGCACGCUCAACGAGCACCGGCGCAUCCACACGGGCGCCAUGCCGUUCGCUUGCGAGUUCUGCGGCAAGUGUUUCCGGUUCAAGGGGGUGCUGACGACGCACAGGCGGCAGCAUACCGGCGAACGUCCGUAUUCUUGCACCGAGUGCCAGCACCACUUCACCAACUGGCCAAACUACAACAAGCACAUGAAACGGCGCCACGGCAUCAACACCUCGGUCACGUGCCGCACACGCCAGGACAUUCCGCCCACCGGGAUGCCGCAUCGCAAUCCGCCCGGUACGGUCCUGGCGGCGCCCCAGCCAGGCCCGCCUGCGGCGACAACGGAGCCCGGAGGCUUCGCGGAGGAGGCGCCAGCACCGCCUUCGUCCCUUGCCGCUGGGUACUACCCCGUGUUGAGUUUGUAUAAUAUUCCCGAGGAGCUGUUGCAGCAGAGGGUAUGAGGAGGGGGGUACAGCUUUAGCUUAGCCAGAAGCAGGACCUUGAAGGACCUUCAACGAUGUUUGGGUGUCACGUGACCUUUUUUUUUUUUCAAGGUUGCAUCUCUUCCCUAGGGAUAUUGAAGAGAUUUGCAUAUGGAUGGUCUAAUUCUGACAACUUGUGUCCCACUCAGACUAGAUUUCACAGGAGAGACAAUAAACGUUCCUGGAGUCAAUAUAUCACAAUGCAGGCGUAGAAAAUGAAGAUUACAUUGUUCGAAUAUCAGAAAAAGUGGUUAUCAACCAUCAAAUGGUAAUCUAUCAUGUGGCUAUCAAUUGUUACAGACUCUGUACUUGCCGAAAACACAAGCUAACAGAAAACCAACGUUAGAUUUGGAGCAGGUAAUGAUUAAAUCGAAAUUAAGAACACUGAAAACACUGCAGUCAACAUCAUCCUGAUUGUAUAUCUAUGUAAUGUCAUUCCCUGUUUCCUGUUUAUAAUCACUGGCAGCAAACAUUAGCUGAAAGACUUGGGUCAUUUACUUCUUGGAAUGGGUCUCAAUCACUAAAAAAAGGGUUGAAUUGUUAUAAAAAAUUCUUCUUUUAGGCCCUUCCUAUUUCACCUAGCCUUGAUUUUUACUCAGAACAGAAAUGCCAAAUCAAUUGAGUUGCAGAUUUUUCAUUGUGUCGAUUGUAGCAUAAAUAUGGGCAAUUAUGAUCUGCUUGAGGUGCAGAAAUUCAGGUGAUUUGGAAAAAACAUGAUUCCAUCAAACUGAAAAAAAUCAUAGAUUUAUGGCAGGUAUUUUGAGAUGAUCUCGUACUAAAAACACAUUAUCAAACUAUUUUACUUCUCCAAGUCAUUUAUUUUUUAUUUGAUUUUGUACUUAUUUAUCAUUUUUAUUGUGAUUUUUUAUUUAUUCAAAAAAAUAUAUAAUCUUUUGUACUAGAAUUUGUACAAUGGUGUUGAAUAUUAAACUGCAAGUUAAUCCACCAAAUUUUUCAAUUGAUUAUGAUAAUUGAAACAUCUCCAGCCUACAUAUUAUGUGUUUGCUAUUAUAUGUAUUUUGUAGAUAUCAAGUGGAGAAUAAAAAUGUACAUAUUUAUAACAAUGGUAUGAUUAGGAAACCUUUUCCUUCAAAAUUCUUUAUAUACAUUAUAAGAAUAUUUCAAUAUAGUUUGAUCAUUAGUGCCAUCAGAAGUGUCCAUCUCUUGAGUUGGUAUACAAUGUUCAGGC
Molecule: messenger RNA, 3092 nt
Organism: Phaedon cochleariae (mustard beetle)
Lineage: Eukaryota; Metazoa; Arthropoda; Insecta; Coleoptera; Chrysomelidae
Source: the annotation of a GenBank genome assembly